CCAUGUGUCCGGUCAGUAUAUAAGGCGGCAGCUCGCCGUCUGGGGCACAGUCGAACAGACAGCCAGCAACCCUCUGCUCAGCAACAUGAAGUUCUUGAUCCUGAUCCUGGCGGUGUGCGUGGCGGCGGUGUCCUGCCAGCAGCAGCAGCAGCGCGAGAAGCGUGGCUUCCUGGGCGCCGGAGUCCUGGGCGCCGGAGUGCUGGCCGCCCCCGCGAUCGCCGCCCCCGCCGUCGUCGCCGCCCCCGCCGUCGCUGCCGUCGCCCCCGCCAUCGGCUACGGCUACGGCUACGGCUACCACGGCGGUGUGCACGGCGGACUGAUCCACGGCUGAACACCACCUCGCUAAUCUCCAUGUCUUUCUCGUCUGUGUUGCUGGCGUCUCAUUAAAGCAAAUUUUUGUACAAUACCA
Schistocerca americana (American grasshopper) is the source of this 409-nucleotide messenger RNA. RefSeq names its product cuticle protein 65-like. The transcript is spliced from 2 exons. Lineage: Eukaryota; Metazoa; Arthropoda; Insecta; Orthoptera; Acrididae. The record is from RefSeq and is a predicted model, not a curated record. Bases 86 to 331 code for a protein of 81 amino acids.